Molecule: messenger RNA, 987 nt
Organism: Bathycoccus prasinos
Lineage: Eukaryota; Viridiplantae; Chlorophyta; Mamiellophyceae; Mamiellales; Bathycoccaceae
Exons: 2
Coding region: 1-987 (328 amino acids)
Biological process (GO): starch catabolic process; protein dephosphorylation
Cellular component (GO): chloroplast
Molecular function (GO): starch binding; protein tyrosine/serine/threonine phosphatase activity; carbohydrate phosphatase activity
Source: RefSeq, a predicted model, not a curated record
AUGCACUGUACGACGACGACGACGACGGCGCAUUGUCAUCAUCAUCUGUCGUACCGUUCCCAUCAUUCCGUUGCCCGGGUACUUUCCUCCUUCGCGUCUUCUUCAUCAUCUUCUUCCUCGUCGUCGUCAUCAAAGUCAAAGCCGCCGACCAAAUGUUUCCCGAACUGCUCCUCGAAAGCAGCGCUAAGUUCUGGCCGCAGCACAAGCACAGGCGCGAAGAGAAACGACAAGAGGUCGAGAAGGAGCAUUUCCUCCUCCUCUUUACGCGCAGGGGUCGAUGAAGAGCAAAAGAACGACAACAACAACAAUAACGACAUAGAAGAUAAAUACAACGAAGCCAUGAAAGCGUAUUCAGCCUCUCCGUUUGAAUAUCAACACGAGAAAGGCUUGUAUUACCACCAGAUCACGGAUUCGAUAUUAGUCGGGACGCAACCGUGGGAGGAAGGGUCGAUUACGUAUCUGAAAGAGAAGGAAAACGUGACGGUGUUGUUUAACACGCAAGAAGACGGGAACUUUGAGUAUUGGAAGGUGAACAUUGGCGAGCGCGAGGAGGAAGCGAAGAAGGCGGGCGUGCGAUUGCAUCGACAACCGAUCGUCGAUUUUAGCUUCGAUUCGCUGAGAGAGCAGUUACCGGAAGCGGUGAGUGAGUUCGACCGAUUGAUGAAUCAGUCGGAUACGGAGGUGAUUUAUUGUCACUGCACGGCUGGGAUGGGGAGGAGUCCGGCGGUGGUGAUUGCGUAUUUGUAUUGGACGGACGAUAGAUUUGAGAGUUUAGAUGCGGCGUAUGAGUUUUUGACCAGUAAAAGGCCGUGUGGUCCUAAGAAGGAGGCGAUUCGACAAGCGACGGUGGAUAUUCUGGAAUCGGAAGGAGAUUCGUUGCCCACGAGAGAUGGAAAAAUGAAAGUGGACGCGGGGAGGUAUUACGGGGACGAUAGUAAGAAGUUGAAAGAGGAAAAUUUGGACUCGAGAGGGACGACUUGCGAGUGA